Hibiscus syriacus is the source of this 735-nucleotide messenger RNA. RefSeq names its product filament-like plant protein 3. The record is from RefSeq and is a predicted model, not a curated record. Lineage: Eukaryota; Viridiplantae; Streptophyta; Magnoliopsida; Malvales; Malvaceae. The transcript is spliced from 2 exons. The coding region runs from base 1 to 735 and encodes 244 amino acids.
AUGGGCAAAAAGAAAGUUACACCUCAAUCCAAUGACCCCAAGCAUCAAGACCCAUCUCAAGAAACUCAUCACCCUUCCAAAGAUUCACCCUUUCCAAAGUCUUCCAACCCUUUGAGCCGUCAAUCUUCCAACGCUUUAUAUGUAAUGGAGGCCUUUGAAAGCAGGCAACAGAUUGAAUCCUUGGCUCAAGCCAGGGAAGCUCUUGAGGCUGAAUUGAGUGAAAAUAAGAAGCUCGAAGCCGAUGAGAGUGAUAAAGAUUUGAGCUUUGAGUUUCAAAGCGAGUUGUUUUCUAUUUACAUUGGGACCCAAAUGAUAGAAUUUGUUGUUGAGAUGAAAAAGAUGUUCGGGGACUUGAAAAGAAAUGUGAAUGGACUGAUGGGUAGUCUUGAAAAUGAUAGAGAUAAGGUGGAGGGAAAUGAGAGGAAAUUAGUAGAAGAAAUUAGGAAAUUGAAAGUGGAACAUGAUAGGUUGGUUAGGGAGAAAGAUUACUUAGAGAAAGUGAAGAGUUUGAUUAUGAAAGAUAAAGAUUUGUUGGAGAAAAACAUGAAGGAUGCGGAGGAGGAAGUUGGGAAUUUGAGAAGGAAGAAUGAAAAGAUUACAAGGGAGAAGAGAGGGAUUGAGGUUGAGAAAAAUGAGCAAAAAUUGAAAACUAAUGAGAUGGAAAAGGAGGUGAGGGAAAUGAAUAAAGUUAUAUCAAGUUUGAGGUCAAAGAUUUUUGAGUUGGAAAAGAAUUAA